AUGGCGGUUGGUGCGUCAAGAAAUAUCACAGGCCAUCAUAGACGCCGGAGCUCUGUUCUGACGGCAGUGGGUUCGUCUCAGCUUCACCCAGUUUCGACAGACACCUACACAGACCGGGAAGGUCGUCUGAGUCCUAAAGAAGACGGACCCAAUGGCGAGGAGCAGCAAUCCCUGAUUCAUGAUCAUACUGAUUCAUCAGAUCUAUCCUCUAUUGCAGAAUCAGAUGAAGAUGACUCCGACGACGGAAUUCACGAUGACGAAGAAACCGGAUUAACGGCAAAGCAGAGAAAUGAACGGCGGCGACGGCGCAAGCGACAACGACGACGAUUAGAUGCGAAGAUUGCGGGCGUCAAGGGCAAAACGAGCAAUGUGGUUGCGGAUAAAAAUGUAGCGACGGCACUUGCGGUCAAUGCAGGUCUAAUAGGUUUAUGGUAUUUGUUUUCAUUGUCAAUUUCUAUAUAUAAUAAGUGGAUGUUUUCAGAAGAUGAUGUCGUCUUUCCUUUCCCGCUUUUCACGACCAGUUUACAUAUGCUCGUCCAACUCCUGCUCGCCGCCCUCAUACUCUACUUCGUGCCCUCGCUUCGUCCUAAACGACAGCCUAACUCCAUCGAACCAAUUAUGACAAAAUCCUUUUAUCUCACCCGCUUAGUCCCUUGUGGCACUGCUACCUCCUUGGAUAUUGGACUGGGCAACAUGUCCUUGAAAUAUAUAUCUCUUACAUUUCUCACCAUGUGCAAGUCGUCGGCACUUGCUUUCGUGCUCCUUUUUGCAUUUGUCUUCCGAUUGGAAACGCCGUCAGUCAAACUCAUUUUUGUUAUCGCUGCCAUGACCCUUGGAGUCGUUAUGAUGGUCGCCGGAGAGACGGCUUUUGAUGCUCGGGGCUUUGCUUUGGUCAUUGCUUCUGCCUUCUUCUCGGGUUUCAGAUGGGGUCUUACACAGAUUCUUCUGCUUCGGCAUCCGGCGACUUCAAAUCCAUUCUCGACGAUGCUCUUUCUUACACCAGUGAUGUUCAUCGCAUUGAUUGCGAUUGCGCUGGGCAUUGAGGGACCAAACGAGAUUAUUGCAGGCAUCAAAGCAUUAGCAGAAGCACGUGGGCAGUUCUAUGGGAUUGUGUUACUGAUAUUUCCCGGAAUUCUGGCAUUCUGCAUGAUCGCCUCGGAGUUUGCCCUACUCAAACGUUCCUCUGUGGUGACUUUGAGUAUAUGCGGAAUAUUCAAGGAAGUCGUGACUAUCAGUGCUGCGGGCGUCAUCUUCCACGAUAAGUUGACGCCAGUAAAUGUAUCUGGUCUAUUCGUCACCAUUGCCAGUAUAGCAGCAUACAACUACAUGAAAAUCAGCAAAAUGAGGCGUGAUGCACGACAAGAACUAGAGAAAAAAACGGAGGUCGAGGAGUACAGCGUCUCUCCCGACUUGGGAGACUCGAAUGACGAACAUAUUGCAAUGAGCCAAGCACCAAACCAUGAAAUCAUCAACAAUCCCCACACCGCUAGCAAUUGGGAUACCUAUGAAGCAGAUAUCGACGACCAAACUGCCUCUAGCAGCGGCGAAGGCGACGAAAAUGUAAACAUUACACCACGAAAUGACGUCCGACGUGGCCGUUUUUCAUUUCCCGUACACGUCAGCGGAACAUAUACAGCACCUGGAGGAGUCGGACAGCUAGCCCAACAACAACCGCAAUCUGUCCCUCAUUCACCCAUGAACAUAUCUGAUCCUGCAUAA
This is a messenger RNA of Talaromyces amestolkiae, 1719 nucleotides long. RefSeq lists its product as uncharacterized. The coding region runs from base 1 to 1719 and encodes 572 amino acids. The transcript has 2 exons. Gene Ontology annotation, molecular function: antiporter activity. Gene Ontology annotation, biological process: UDP-glucose transmembrane transport. Gene Ontology annotation, cellular component: Golgi apparatus; cis-Golgi network; endoplasmic reticulum-Golgi intermediate compartment. NCBI's taxonomy places the organism in Eukaryota, Fungi, Ascomycota, Eurotiomycetes, Eurotiales, Trichocomaceae. The record is from RefSeq and is a predicted model, not a curated record.